This is a messenger RNA of Carcharodon carcharias (great white shark), 3772 nucleotides long. RefSeq lists its product as uncharacterized. The record is from RefSeq and is a predicted model, not a curated record. The transcript has 17 exons. Gene Ontology annotation, biological process: iron ion transport. Lineage: Eukaryota; Metazoa; Chordata; Chondrichthyes; Lamniformes; Lamnidae. Bases 325 to 2526 code for a protein of 733 amino acids. Gene Ontology annotation, cellular component: plasma membrane; recycling endosome; early endosome.
CCUUUCAACCUCUGAUCACAGUCUGGUUGUAAUAAAGAAAAAGAAAGAUAAUUAUUUCCAUAUGAAGAUUUGUGAUUUCAAAUCCAGUUACCAGCAGCUUCUGAAUGUCAUUUUUCAGUGAAGGAUAGGGUACUACUUUUCACUCCUAAACUUGCUUUGGACCCAGUUGUUGCCAGGUACGGUCUGGAAUGCUAUUUGUAUCCUAGUGGGAAUGGUGCAGCUCUUUGAGUUGUACCUCGCACUGCACUUUGUAUUUGCUGGAAUCUGUCACAGGAGGGUGGAGAUUGGUCGUGCGAAGUGAAGAGAGACAUUGAAGAUUGCACUAUGAAGGGAGCAAUUGUUUUAAUCUCUUUCAUUGCAAUUGCUUUUGCAAAGAAAUUCAGGUGGUGCAACUUAUCUGAAAUGGAACAGAGAAAAUGUGCUGAACUUUCCAAGGCACUCCAAGCAGCGUUACCUCCCACAACAAAGAAUUCAUUCACCAAGUUGUCUUGCAUUAAAGCACACAGUACAAAGGAUUGCAUCAAAAAGAUACGGGGAAACAAGGCGGAUGCAAUUUCAUUAGAUGCUGGUGAUGUCUACACUGCUGCAAAAUUUUAUGACCUCACUGUUGUGGCAAAAGAAAUGUAUCAGGAUGGCGGCUGUUUGUAUUCUGUGGCAGUAGUGAGAAAUGAGAGUCUGGAUAUUCAGCAGCUAAGAGGAAAGAGAAGCUGUCAUAAUGGUGCUAGACAAACGGCAGGCUGGAACAUUCCCCUAGGAUUCCUGCUAUCCCGGAAUUACCUUCACUGGCACGAGAAUCAAACCGUGAUCGAAGCCACCAGUAAGUUCUUCAGUGCAGCCUGUGCUCCAGGGGCAGGGAUCUCUUUCCCCAACCUCUGCAUGCUCUGCCGUGGUAAGAAAUCCUACAACAGAGACAGAAAUUACUUCUGUGAAACCACUGACAAUGAGCCUUACUAUGGUUCCGAAGGUGCACUCAGGUGUUUGGAAAAGGAAAAUAGUGAUAUUGCCUUUCUAGAUAGCACAGCUCUGGUCAACAUCAAUGCAUCAGAAUCAACGAAAUAUAAACUGCUUUGCACUGAUGGAACCCAGGCGAAUCUGAAGGAUUUCAGAAAAUGUAAUCUUGGACGGGGGCCCGGCAAUGCUAUUGUGACCAGAUACAACUACAGAAAGAUGACACGGAAAUUUCUUGCUGUGGCUCAGCAUCUCUUUGGGAGAAACGGAAAGCAGUCACGACGGUUCCAGUUAUUCAGCUCGGCCAGCUUCAACGGGAGAAAUCUGAUGUUUCAAGACGCCACUGAGAAGCUCCUGCUUCUUGCAGACAAUGCAGACAUCAACCAGGUGCUGGGGUUAGACUACAUCGCUCUGCUGAAAGGACUGGGUCACGCAGGGAGCUCCUUGGAGAACAGCAUUGUGCGUUGGUGCUGCAUUAGUGCAGCUGAACAGAGCAAGUGUGAAGAAUGGGCCCUGAAUACAAAAUCCGACCCAUUAGUCUGCAUCCGAGCGACAUCAAUGAGCGACUGCAUAGAAAUGAUAAAGAGGGAUGAGGCUGAUGCUGCCUCCCUUGAUGCAACUCAUGCUUACAUUGCUGGGAACUGCGGUCUGGUCCCUGUGGUGACUGAAUAUUAUGGGGAAAAAUGUGCAACAGCCAAUGGGAAUAAUGGAGAGGCUCACUUUGAGGCAGAAGUUUUGCCUCCGGUCUAUGCUGUUGCUGUGGUGAAGAAGACUUCCCGGAGUGAGAAAAUAUUUAAUCUAAUGGGAAGGCGAAGCUGUCACGGCCACAUGUACAGCCCAGCAGGUUGGCUUCUCUUAACAAAAUACACCAUCAAAUCCGAUCAAAACAGCACCGACAUUUGCAACAUCAAUAAAGCAUAUACAAAUUACUUCCGCAAAGGCUGUAUGCCAGGAAUGAAUGUUAAAGGCAAACUUUGUAAAGUCUGCAUUGGAAGGGAGCAAGCUGGGACAAAACCGUUUAAUCAAAAGUGUGCAGCAAACCAUGACGAGCUUUACUAUGGCAACAUGGGCGCCUUGCGGUGUUUAGUUGGGAAUCGCAGUGGGAAAAGCUUUGGAGAUGUUGCCUUCCUCGAGCAUCACAACUUAAUGGAAAACAUAGAGAGUCUGGGCAAAAAUGAAUGGGCUGAUGGUUGGAGUCCUGAUGACUUUGAGUUGCUCUGUCCAGAUGGAGAACGUGCCCCAGUCACAGAGUGGGAGAAAUGCAACCUGGGCUCCAUCCCUCCAAAUAUCGUGAUGACCAGGUCUGUCAUCACCACCAAAAUCUAUGACUUCCUGAUGAAAUCCCAGGAACAUUUUGGGGUUAGCUCCGACUCUGAAUUUCAGCUUUUCCAAUCCCACAAAUAUGGGGAAAGGGAUCUGCUUUUCAAAGACUCCACAAAGUGUUUGACUCAUGCAACUCACCUCAACUACAUGAACAUCCUGGGUGAUGAAUUCUUUGAUCUAGCAGAAUCCGUUUUCGGUUGCACAGAUUCAGAAAUUCUCGAGUUUUGCACUCAGGAUGUUUGCAGCACCUUGUGAGUGGGACACUUCAACCGACUCUCAGACUCUGGUGACAUGGAGCGACCCUGAGCUGAGUGUAAUUUUGGUCUUCAUUGGGAUUAGGUUACUUCAUACACUACCUUUAAGGCACUGGGCAAAGUGCUUGGUCAAAUUCUUCAGUGUUAUUUUAAUGCCGUUGGUAAUUGUUUAAAAUGCAUGAGUUAAACUUGUGCAGUGAUUUUGACAUUGGCAACUAAUGUAACAAGGAUGAUACAGAUUCAGCAGCUUUAUAGACCUCUCAGUUUUAAUUUUCAUUGAGUUUGACGGCUCAAUUAACAUAACUUGCUUGAUACCAUUGCCCAUCAAACUCACUCACAUUGUGACAAAAUAGCAUGUAAAAAUCCACGUGGAUUCACUGAGGAAAUUAAAGUCACGCAUUAGAAUGGGUUCCAUGAAACACUGAACAAAAUCUUGUCUACAUGAAAAGGCUAAUUCACUGAUCCCGCAGUCCUGGCCUGCAGGUGUUGUUGUUACAGUUCACUCCAACCUGUGUUCCCCUUGGCUACAUCCUGCCACAGGGACUUUGGGCUUGACAGAUUUCCCCAGCAGGCUAUAGGGCUGCCAAAUGUGAUUAAAUGUUUUCCUGGAGGUUUCAUCACAUGAUUUGCCCCCCAGGCUCAAGCCAUUAGUUGGUCAACUCAUCCAUCCUUGUGUCAUACUACCUUUCUACGCCAAGCGACAAGCAAAAAGACUCAUUACCCAAUUGGAUGAUGUUUGACCAUCAGCCAAGCAGCCUUUUUCCCCUCCAUUUUCAAUAUUUGUAUACCUGGUAAAGAGAAAUGUACAAAGAAAAUGACCAAAGAACCCAGUCUUUUUUAAUAUCAUGAUUUUUCUUCAGGGUUGCACAGAACAGUGUCCUGGAGAUCAUUCUUCAAUUCCUGGAGACCCCAGGCCAGUUCUGGAGAGUUAGCAACUCUAGCAGGCUGUUGGAUCCAUCAGGGCAAUGAUAGGAGUCGCACUCACACAACCCACUUAUCAUUUUGUUCUUUUCCAUUUUGAAUGUUACUGAGCUUCAGUCUUAUGAGGACCCAGGGAGACAUGAUGAAAAAGACUGCUGGUUGCAUUAUUGGGGUGAAUUGAACCCUAGAAUGCUGUUAACUCAAUGGAGUUGGUUUUGACUGUGUGUGGUAGUGUAAAACUGUUGACAAUGGAUUGGAAGCAUGUUCUACAUCUCUCCCUACAAUAACUUCAACAGAAAUAAAAAUCAGGGAAUUUGCUGACUCUA